CUGGCAACCGCCCUAGAGACCAGCCAGCGCGACCCGCUGCGGCAUGAACAUCAUCUACCCGCUGGCGGUGCCCAAGGGGCGCUGGCUCCGCUGCGAGGUGUGCGAAGCCCCCGCCGAGCGGGUGUGCACGGCCUGCACGGUCACUUACUACUGUGGACCAGUUCAUCAGAAAGCUGACUGGAAUAGCAUCCACGAGAAGAUCUGUCAGCUCCUGAUCCCGCUGCGGACUUCCAUGCCCUUCUACAAUUCGGAGGAAGAGCGGCAGCACGGGCUGCAGCAGCUUCGGCAGCGACAGAAGCAUUUGAUUGAAUUCUGCUACACCAUCGCCCAGAAGUACAUCUUUGAAGGGAAAUACGCAGAUGCUGUCCCAGCGGCUUUACAUUCUCUUCGCUUCCGCAUGAAUUUAUUUGGCCUGAGUUCGGUAGAGCUGGUGCCUGCUUACCUGCUAGUGUCCGAGGCUAGCCUUGGUAUGGGCCAUAUUGUCCAGGCCGAGGAAUAUCUAUCCCAAGCCCAGUGGACAGUCCUUAAAUCAACUGAAUGUUCUAGUGCCACCCACUCUUUGCUGCACCGAAACCUGGGUCUUCUCUACAUAGCUAAGGAAAACUACGACGAAGCACGCUAUCAUCUGGCCAAUGAUAUUUAUCAUGCCAGUUGUGCAUUUGGAACAGAGGACAUCAGGACCUCAGGAGGCUACUUCCACCUGGCCAGUAUCUUCCAUCGCCUUGGAAAGUGGAACCUGGCAGAUACAUUGCACACAAAGGUCACUGAGAUCUGGAACAAAUAUUUAUAUGGGCACUAUCAGGUCCUUGCAGAAGCUCGCCUCCAACAAAUCGAUUUGCUGGGCAAACGGUUUGAGACUGACACCGGCUUGGAUGAAGCCCAAGAAGCAGAAGCUGUUAGGAUCCUGAAUACGAUCUUGAGCAUUCGAGAUGCUAGAACAGAAAAAGAACCCAGAAAAACGGUUUUUGUUCUGAAAACCAUUGCCAUGCUUUUCUUCCUGAUGAAUUCUCCAAAGGCACAAGAUUAUGCCAAUGCAGGCUUAUAUCUAGCCCAACAGCGAAAAUUCAGUUUGCAAGAACAGAGGAUCCUUCAAGACUUAGUAGAUCUUGUCUCAGUGGAAAAACCUUUGGAAACGUCCCGAUGGCUGGGCCUCUCUGCUCAAUGGGUGGGCACAUGGGUUCUUUCCAUUCCCUGGGCAUCUGGAGUGGCCUUCAACUCUCACUUGCUCUUUGCCUCUUCAAAUAUCAGUCCCGAAGAGCAGGCUGAGCAGGCCUACAACAAGCGCAUGCCAUCUGUGAUGGUAUUUUCCUCCAUCAUCUGGACAGUUGAAAGCUGGCAAUAUUACAAUUCAAACGGCACUCUGCCUUUGAAAGGAAAAUUAGGGUUUUUCAGAAUGCAGCUGGCAUGCAAGUGA
Messenger RNA from Sorex fumeus (smoky shrew), 1414 nucleotides. It is a transcript of the gene ZMYND12, whose product is annotated as zinc finger MYND-type containing 12. The coding region runs from base 44 to 1414 and encodes 456 amino acids. The record is from RefSeq and is a predicted model, not a curated record. NCBI's taxonomy places the organism in Eukaryota, Metazoa, Chordata, Mammalia, Eulipotyphla, Soricidae. The transcript has 9 exons. Gene Ontology annotation, molecular function: protein binding.